Molecule: messenger RNA, 2560 nt
Organism: Hippocampus comes (tiger tail seahorse)
Lineage: Eukaryota; Metazoa; Chordata; Actinopteri; Syngnathiformes; Syngnathidae
Gene: kcnj12a
Product: potassium inwardly rectifying channel subfamily J member 12a
Exons: 2
Coding region: 633-1958 (441 amino acids)
Biological process (GO): regulation of monoatomic ion transmembrane transport; potassium ion import across plasma membrane
Cellular component (GO): plasma membrane
Molecular function (GO): inward rectifier potassium channel activity
Source: RefSeq, a predicted model, not a curated record
GGGAGAGAGGGAGAGCGGCGGUCCAACGAGAUCAGAUUGCAAAGAUUGAUCGAGAGACGUGUUCACUUAAUAAGCAGUGAGGAACUCCUUGACAGUUUCGAAGGAACUGUCAAGGAUUGUCUCCAUGUCGUAGAAGUUGAAGUGAAGCAUUUGCUGGAUAUACAAGCCUUUUUUUUUUUUUUAAUACUCGGAUACUGUUCCCCCCCCCCACACCCAAGAUUGACUGAGUGGAUUUUCCUUCACCGAGAUUCUCUGCCUUGCGACCAAGCAAGGAUGAAGACCUGUAAAGGGAGCCCGAGCCUUCUGAUGCUAAGGAUGAUGUGGUGCUUGACUGAGGAAGUGGACUGAAGCAAAAGACCGAAGAGCUCAGUUCAGCGAUGCCUCAGUUCGGCUGACACGGAUGCUGCAAGAGCAGAGAGAGAGCGCGUCUUUGGGUCCUGCGUGCAGCCCGGCAGAAGACGGAUGAAACGAAAGGGACUGGAUUCAAGCACAAGGAUCCCUCCCAGCUACCCGUCGAAGGCCUACUAAGAUGCAACUUUACAAGUGAUCAAGCUACGAGGGGUCUCGAUCACCCGCCGGGACUCUAUGGCCAGCCUUUCUGCUCCGAUCCCGCAGCGGGAGGCGCCGGCAGCAUGAGCGGGGGAAGGAUCAACCGCUACAGCAUCGUGUCGUCCGAGGAAGAGGGCCUCCGUCUCACGACCAUGCACGGUAUGAACGGUUUUGGCAACGGCAAGAUCCACACGCGGCGCAAGUGUCGCAGCCGCUUUGUCAAAAAGAAUGGCCAGUGCAACGUGCAGUUUGCCAACAUGGACGACAAGUCGCAGCGCUACAUGGCGGACAUCUUCACCACCUGCGUGGAUAUUCGCUGGCGAUGGAUGCUGGUGCUCUUCAGCCUUGUGUUUGUCAUUUCCUGGCUGGCCUUUGGCCUUGCCUUCUGGGUCAUCGCCUUGCUGCACGGGGAUCUGGAUAACCCGGCCGGAGAUGACAACUUCACGCCCUGCGUGCUCCAAGUCAACGGAUUCGUGGCCGCCUUCCUCUUCUCCAUUGAGACGCAGUCCACCAUCGGCUACGGCUACCGCUGCGUCACCGAGGAGUGCCCCGUCGCCGUCUUCAUGGUGGUUUUCCAGUCUAUCGUGGGCUGCAUCAUUGACUGCUUCAUGAUCGGCGCCAUCAUGGCCAAGAUGGCCAGGCCGAAGAAGCGAGCGCAAACGCUGCUGUUUAGCCACAACGCCGUCAUUGCGAUGCGGGAUGGGAAACUGUGUCUCAUGUGGCGGGUGGGAAACCUUCGCAAGAGCCACAUUGUGGAGGCCCACGUCAGGGCACAGCUCAUCAAGCCUCGCAUCACCGACGAAGGAGAGUAUAUCCCCCUGGACCAAAUAGACAUCGACGUGGGCUUUGACAAGGGCCUGGAUCGGAUUUUUUUGGUUUCCCCCAUUACGAUUCUCCAUGAGAUCGAUGAGGAGAGCCCCCUUUUUGGGAUCGGCAAGCAGGACCUCGAGACGUCCGACUUUGAGAUUGUGGUGAUCUUGGAGGGAAUGGUGGAAGCGACGGCCAUGACCACUCAGGCGCGCAGUUCCUACUUAGCCUCCGAGAUCCUUUGGGGACACAGGUUCGAGCCUGUCUUGUUCGAGGAGAAGAACCUCUACAAGGUGGAUUACGCUCACUUUCACAAAACUUACGAGGUGCCGUCCACCCCCCGAUGCAGUGCCAAGGACAUGCUGGAGAACAAAUUCCUUGUCCCCAGUUCGAACUCCUUCUGCUAUGAAAAUGAGCUGGCUUUCCUCAACCGUGAGGAGGAGGAAGAGGAGGAGGAGGAGGAUGAGCAGGAGGGCGGAGGUGCUGGGAACAUGACACUGGCAAACCUCAGUCCGGACCGGAACAGCCGACACGAGUUUGAACGCUUGCAGGCCAGCAGGACGCUGGAGCAGAGGUCUUAUCGGAGAGAGUCCGAAAUAUGAAACCUUCUUCUAGGUCCAGGCUCCCUUGUCGGAGACUCCACAAAUGCAGAACGAUGCAAAGUGCCAUAGGAGACAUUGACGCGUGUGCUCGAUUGAGAGAAAAAGGGACAACGUGGGAGUGAACGUGGCAAGCUCAGAGAAUGCACCUGAGAAAAUCGUAGUAAGGAAUGUCCACAAUAAUACAUACAGAUCCUUCGUGGAAACUUGAAUCUUUUUUCACGUGGUCACUUUGAGCGUGUUAACAAUUCUAAUGAGCAAUGACAAACUGACAUCAUUGAAUUGAAGGUGUAAAUACGUUUCUUUCGUUAUGCUAUCGUUUGUGUGCCGUCUCGGUUUCUAAAAGCAGCUGUUGUCAAAGUAGAUUGCGCUCCGUCAACUUUUUUUUCACCCCUCUCCGCACAAUAUUCUUAUCGUUUGCAUCGUGUAAUAGAGAUAAGUUCAGUGACACAGUUCAAAGUUUGCGCACUGCUGCAUUGAGAUGAUAUGAGCCAUAAAAAAAAAAAAAAUGAUCACAAGCCACUGAGAACAUUCCAAGUUGUGAUCCGACCAGCAUCACGUGAGAAGGCAACAUUCAUUAUGUGCACUGUAAAGGGAUGAGAAAA